AUGGAAUCGGUAUCCGCGAAGUCACCUCUCAAACGUGUUGGUUUGAGUCAAGGAGCUACAAAUGGCAUCCAAAGCAUAGUCCAUUUACAAUUCCGAAAGGAACAUCGUUCUCUCUUGACCCUCUUUGAGGAUUUGAAAAUUAAGAUAGAUAAGACAUCUGCAGAUGCAGAACGACGCUUUGAGGAAUCACAAAAACAACUGAAGGAUACCGAGAAUCGAUUGGAGAAGUUAGAAAAUGAGUGGAGAGAUUUGAUGCAGAGGAAUCGCAAGUGGGAGGAUGAAGUGCGGAGUUUGAAGGAGAAGAUGGAGAGGUUGAGUGGGCUGAUGAGUUUACAAGAUGCAUCUGCAGAGCUGAUUCUUGCUCGUGGCGGUGAUACAGAGUUGCGAAAGGAUCAGUUGUCAGCCGAAACUACUUUGUCUGGUCAUGGUGCGGAUGCCGCGGAUCUGCAGCAGUUGACGGAGCGACCUACCAUGAUCCCUCCUCGAGGAACUAUCGAUGCGCGUGAGCAACGUACGUCUGCAUCCACUGCAGAGCAACGCCAAACAGUUUCACAAUCCGUUUCAGUCUUGUCGGCAGAAAUUGAUGUAUCUCUUAGUGAUCGCAAUCCUCGUACGCCAAACAGACGUCAAUCAAGCCAAGCAAUAUCACCACUCACGCAUGAUGGUCCAAUGAGUCCACCCCCUCCCCCUCGACUACCACUCGCAGCUACUACACCGACAAAUAAGAAAAUUCCCCCACUAUCAAGCAAAUCAUUACCAAAUGCAAAAUCCCGCAAAGCUGCCCAUCCCCCUCCAUGGAUCAAUAUCUCGCAGACCCCGGAUCAAACCAUCGAAGCCUAUCUAGCUCUCGCAACAGAAUAUAACAAGGCUAUUAAAUCACGCAAAUCUCGAUUCGAGUUCAUCGCUAGAUUUAUCAAAGGAUUGCUAAAGGAAAAUGAUCGCGAAGUCUUGCUCAAGCAGCUGCAGAAGAAAUUCCAGUCCCGAACUACGAAGGAUGGUUUCGUGGAGGUUAUGUGUGGAUUUUCUGAUGUGGGAGAGGGAUUAGUGGAUGCUGGAUUGAUUGGUGGAGUUGAAGGUACGAGUGGGAAGAGAGGUGCUCAUGAUGCCGGUAUGGAUCAUGGAGGAAUGGAUACACUACACCAGAAGAGAAGAAAGACUUUGGAAUCUCAAACGUCGAAUGAUGAUGAGUUGUGA
Molecule: messenger RNA, 1194 nt
Organism: Botrytis porri
Lineage: Eukaryota; Fungi; Ascomycota; Leotiomycetes; Helotiales; Sclerotiniaceae
Exons: 2
Coding region: 1-1194 (397 amino acids)
Source: RefSeq, a predicted model, not a curated record